UUUAAAAUUAUGAUUUUAAUUUUUACAAAAUAUUAUUGAGUGCCGAUAAUACAGAUAUUUAUACGAGUUAUAGAUGUCGCUUACUGUAUUUCUGUUUGAACGUACUGUACUGAAAAUAAGCGCGAAAACAACAAGCCACCGUCUUGUCACUUUAAGCAACCAUCAAACAUUCAACAACAUUUAGUUAAAUAUCAAAAUUAUGGCAAGUUUGUUAGAUCUUUGUGAACAGUACUUCGGUGCUCGUGAUUUCUAUGAGGUUUUAAAAAUUUCAAGAACUGCCAAUGAUAAACAAGUGAAAAAAGCAUAUCAUCAGUUAUCUUUACUCGUACAUCCUGAUCGCGUUGAGGACGAUGUCAAGGCAGAAGCAACCGAGAAAUUCAAAGUACUUGGACGUAUUCAUUCAAUCCUCAGUGACAGUGAAAAACGCAAGAUUUAUGAUCAAUCUGGAGAAUAUGAUGAAGAAAGUGAAGAGGUUAUGAUGCGUAACUGGGCAGACUACUGGAGGUCUCUUUUCAAGAAAAUCACAGUUGAAGAUAUUAAUAAUUAUGAGAAGAAUUACAAAGGGUCAGAAAUUGAGAUUAAGGAUCUGAAACGUGCUUAUAUGGACAGCAAAGGAGAUAUGGACUAUAUCUUAGAGACUGUUCCUUUUACCAACUGUGAUGAUGAACCGAGAUUACACAAUAUUAUCCAAGGUCUUAUAGAGAAAGGUGAAGUACCAGAGUAUAAAGCCUUCACGGAAGAAAAUGAUAAGAAGAAACAGCGUAGAAAACCUGUUUUAUGUACAAGUGUCGGUGAAGUGCAUGGCGAGUGCAGACAUGUGGAGAACCAGGACAUGAUCGAGUACUCCUGCGAGGGUGGACAAGUCACCGAUCUGAACGAUCUCCCUGCGUCAACUGGAAAGAUACGAAUCAGGAAUAUGCCGAUGACAAGGAUAACCGCAGAUACUUUCUCCAGAUUCGGCGAAGACCUGUGGGUACUCAGCUGUUCGGAGUGUCAGAUCCGGGACAUCGAUCCGAAUGCCUUUCAGCGAUUGAACUACCUCCAGCAGCUAAGUCUCGACAAUAACUACUUAACGACCGUCAAGGAAGCCUGGUUCAGAGGUCUCGAUUAUUUAACUUACCUCGACUUGAAUUUCAAUUACAUAGAGACCAUCGAGGAAGGAGUGUUCAGGAACCUGCCCAGCCUGAUCGACUUAAGGCUGGCCGGUAAUCGACUAGAAUGCCUAAACCUGGAAGACCUGACGAACCUGUCAGACUUGAAGAGGAUAUUCCUUACAGAGAAUUCUGAGUUCAAGUGUCCCAACGCCAUCAGCACGUUCCUCGAGAACCGAGGAGUACUUUUCGACAGGGAUCCAGAAUGGGAUAGGAUCCCCAACGACUUGAUCGCUGUGGAAGUGCCGGACGAUUACUACAUCGACGAGGACAUCACUUCGGAGGAACCGAGCACUCCGAUGCCCAUGCAUCGCGAGAGACUGCAUCCGACACCAGCCACACCACCUCCUCCGCCUAUGGAGUCAACGCCGUCGUAUAUACCACCCAGGUUCUACACUACCGAAGAAGUGAUCUACCGUCCAGUGUACACUCCUAACUGGAGAACAACUCCAGCGCCAACGACGGAGUCCUACGAGGAAAGGGUAGAGCCUAGCUCUCCCAGUCCGUACCGCGAGAACGUUAUAAGGCCUUACGUUCCUCCAGCAACCAUAGCACCUAUAGAACCUGACGAGACAACUCAGUCUAACGUUCAGGACACCUUCAGAUCUUGGCCAAUAGUCCCGGAGACCACCAGUGCCAGAUCCGAAUACCCAUUUUAUCCACCCCAUGAGAACGAGGACAGACGUUUCGAGGAACAAUAUUACUCGAGCGAAGCCACGUUCCCUUUGGCACCCGGCCCAGUCGAUCGUCACGAAACACCGCCUUUCGUGGAAUCUGAUGUGGGCCGCGCGACUGGCCCAUAUAGGACCGACUGGGAUGAAAGGAACACCGUUUCAUCCGUCAACGAAGGACCGCCAGAAUAUAACGUCCCACCGACGAACAGUCCGGUUCCGAAUAACGUUGUCCAAUCUUUGCCGCCUACGGCGCCAGAAAUGGUCCACCCGCCCUCGCCAGAUAACACCUUUCAAGCACCCUAUUACGAGCACACGAUCACCGUUCAUUCGCCGCCAUUGGUAGGCAAUCUGCCGGCGCAAGAAGAAAUCACUCCGUCAAUGAUACCGAUGGAAACCACCACCGAUAAGCCCUUGCCCAAUUGCCCGAACAGGAGCGUAUCCUGGGCGAAACAGAGCACUCUAGGAACGAUCGUUGUGUCUCUUCUGGUCGUCGCGAUCAGCCGCGUCCUCGUGGAGGGAUUUUAGCUAAAACCGUUUAACCUCACCUUUGUACGAACUAACGUUAAUUUGUACGAGUAAGCGAACUGUAGCAACGAUGAUCGAAAGUGCGGGUAUGGAGUGAUUAACUGGGUUUAUGUGGAGAGUGUAGAUUUAGCAGUGAUGGUGCUGAGCCCCGUGGGCAAGUGAUGUUUAGGAUUUUUCUUAAUUUGGAAAGUU
This is a messenger RNA of Megachile rotundata (alfalfa leafcutting bee), 2542 nucleotides long. RefSeq names its product dnaJ homolog subfamily C member 9. The record is from RefSeq and is a predicted model, not a curated record. Lineage: Eukaryota; Metazoa; Arthropoda; Insecta; Hymenoptera; Megachilidae. Gene Ontology annotation, molecular function: heat shock protein binding. Gene Ontology annotation, cellular component: plasma membrane; nucleus; cytoplasm.